GCAUCUUGCAGAGAGAAGCACUUCACAGUGGCCUGAUCAGUCAGGAAACUAAGCCAAGGCUUCUCUUGAAAAUGAUGAUGGGGCUUCAUCAGUGCCUGUUCCUUCUGUUGUCCAUGUGUGGAAUCACCUCAGCUCUGAAUUGUACUGUGGUGCCAGGAGCGCUGACACAGAUCGAUGCCAGCAACGGACAGGUCUUUGGCGUAAACCGUGCAGGCAACAUUUAUACCUUGUAUGGAACCACAUGGACUCAGUUGCCAGGCACACUGACCCAUGUCACAGCCGGUCUCGGUGGCCUCUGGGGCGUGAACUCAAAUCACAACAUCUUUAGACUGGUGGGCGGCAACUGGAGGCAGGUUACAGGUUUGCUCAAACAGAUAGAUGCAGGUGGAAGCCAGUUUGUCGUUGGAGUCAACAUGAACGAUGACAUCUAUUGCCUACCCAAGUCUUCCGCAAUCUCUGCUGAUGGUAGCUCAGCACUGCCCUGGAUCCAAAUUGAAGGAAAACUCAAAUACUACUCCUGUGGGCCACGGGGUUGUUGGGGAGUUAACUCAGCGGACGAAAUCUAUUACCGGCAUGAUGUCACCCCAGAUUCCUGUGCUGGAUCCCGGUGGCAGAAUGUGCCUGGUGCACUUUCCAUGAUUGAGGUUGGGACAGAAGGAGAUGUGUAUGGAGUAAACAGCGCUGGAUACAUUUAUCGCAGGGUUGGAAUCACUGCCACCAAUCCCGUUGGAACCACGUGGGUACCUUUGAGCAAUGACCUCGGACAGAUCAAACACGUAUCCUAUGACCUGGGUCUGCUAUGGGUUUUGACUACAGACGGAAAGAUUUUGAACUGCAAAGUUUCAGAUUUUGAACAGGUGCCCGGAACAUUGACACAGAUUGAUGCUAGCAACGGACAGGUUUUUGGUGUGAACACUGCUGACAAUAGUUAUACCUUGUAUGGAAGCACAUGGACCCAAUUACCAGGGUUACUGACCCACAUCACAACAGGUCCUUCUGGUGUCUGGGGUGUGAACUCAAACCAUAACAUCUACAGGCUCGUGGGUGGCAACUGGAGGCUGGUUACAGGUUUGCUCAAACAGAUAGAUGCAGGUGGAAGCCAGUUUGUAGUUGGAGUCAACAUGAACGAUGACAUCUAUUGCCUACCCAAGUCAUCAGCCAUUGCUGCUGAUGGCAACUCUGCACUGCCCUGGAUCCACAUUGAAGGAAAACUCAAAUACUACUCCUGUGGGCUGCUGGGUUGUUGGGGAGUUAACUCAGCGGAUGAAAUCUAUUACCGGCAUAAUGUCACCCCAGAUUCCUGUGCUGGAUCCAGGUGGCACAAUGUGCCUGGCUCACUUUCCAUGAUUGAGGUUGGGACAGAAGGAAACGUGUAUGGAGUAAACAGCGCUGGAAACAUUUAUCGCAGGUACCACUAA
This is a messenger RNA of Euleptes europaea (tarantolino), 1418 nucleotides long. RefSeq names its product fish-egg lectin-like. The record is from RefSeq and is a predicted model, not a curated record. The transcript has 7 exons. Bases 72 to 1418 code for a protein of 448 amino acids. Lineage: Eukaryota; Metazoa; Chordata; Lepidosauria; Squamata; Sphaerodactylidae.